UUGUUUAUCCCAGCUAAAUUCCCCCCCGCUGAAAGCCGAGUGCGAAGAGUGAAGAGGUGAAGGUUUCUAAUUUGCCUACUUACCUAUCAUUUUCGGUAGUGUGGUGCUGCGGAAAGGCAAAAAUCGAAAAGAAAAGAGUGAGCGAGUGAGCCUCCCGCGAAGAAAAGAAAGAAAGCAGUGUUUUUGGUGAGAAAUUUCCGAGUGUGCCAAACGUGUUUUGUGUGACACAAAUUCCGCGAAUCUUCUUCCAACGUUUCGCAGCAGUAGUAGCGGGGUAGGUUGUGAGAGGGGCCCGCCCGGAUUGUUGCUCAAUUAAGCGGCUGAAAUUGCGGAAAAAGUGUGUGCUGCAGCAGUAGUAGAAGCCUUCGACGAGAAAAACCUCCCGUUUGUCUCGGAGAGUGCGAGGGAAGAAGCGAGUGAUUCAGGGAAAUUGAUAAUUUGUAGCAAAUUAAAAUACGAGAAGAGUGUUUUUCUGGGUGCUGACGAAGACGAGAACCAACAACGACGACCGCGUCGGUGGGGGAAUAGAAAUCACCACAACAACACACACCCGACGACACAGACGACGGGACGGACGUCGCGCACCCAGGAGAAGAGCGGCAGCAAAAAAGAUAACAAAAAUGGCUUCCAUUCGACGCGGCGGUGGCGGCGGCGUGAAGACCCUGUCGGUGGAGGAACGAGCCGAGAUGAGGGAAAAAUUUGAAGAAAUUGACACAAACAAGGACGGUUUCAUCGAGCUGAAGGAGCUUAAGGAUGCCCUCGAUCAGGUCGGAUUCAAACUGGCCGGCUACCAGGUCCGGUUGAUGAUCGACGAAUACAGCAACAAGCAACGCUCUCAGCAUGUAGGCAAACUGUCCUACGAUGAAUUCGAAGCCCUCUGCAUGGACCUUAAGGCAAAGGACGUGGCCAGCACGUUCAAAACGGCCGUAUCGAAAAAGGAAAACCUGGAAACCCUGGGUGGUAUGUCGGAUUCGUCCGCCGCCGGGACGACACAUUCGGUGCGAUUCGAAGAACAGUUGGCCUUCAGCGAUUGGAUCAACUCCAAUCUGGGCUACGAUCUUGACCUGAAGCACCUGCUUCCGCUGGAUCCGGAGGGAAAGCAUCUGUACGACAAGAUCAAGGAUGGUAUCCUGCUGUGCAAGAUCAUCAACCACUCGUGCCCGGACACGAUCGACGAGCGAGCGAUCAACAAGAAGAACCUCACCGUGUACACCAAAUUCGAAAAUCUGACACUGGCUCUGGUAUCGUCGCAGGCCAUCGGUUGCAACAUUGUCAACAUUGACGCGCACGAUCUGGCCAAGGGCAAACCCCAUCUGGUACUGGGUCUGCUGUGGCAAAUCAUCCGUAUCGGUCUAUUCAGCCAUAUUACGCUCGACAGCUGCCCGGGUUUGGCAACUCUCCUGGCCGAUGGCGAACGCCUUGAAGACCUAAUGAAACUCUCACCAGAAGCCAUCCUGCUACGGUGGGUCAACCAUCAUCUGGAGCGAGCCGGAAUCGCUCGUCGUUGCACCAAUUUCCAGAGCGACAUCUCCGACUCGGAGGUGUACAGCUAUCUGCUGAACCAGAUUGGCCCAAAGGAUGCUGGUGUUACGCUGGAAGCACUCAGGGAACAAAACGCCUUAAACCGCGCCGAGGUCAUGCUGCAGCAGGCAGCCAAGCUGAACUGCCGUUCCUUCGUUACGCCACAGGACGUUGUCAACGGUGUCUACAAGCUGAACGUGGCCUUCGUUGCCAAUCUGUUCAACAUCCACCCAGGGCUGGACCAACCGGACGAGAUCGAAGGUCUCGAAGCGAUCGAGGAGACCCGCGAGGAGAAGACAUACCGCAACUGGAUGAACUCGAUGGGCGUCAAACCGCACGUCAACUGGCUCUACUCGGACAUGGCCGAUGGUCUCAUCCUCUUCCAGCUGUACGACAUCAUCCAGCCGGGAAUCGUCAACUGGAAAAAGGUCCACCAGAAGUUUACACCGCUGCGUAAGUUUAUGGAGAAGCUGGAAAACUGCAACUACGCCGUCGAGCUAGGUAAAAAGCUCAAGUUCUCUCUCGUCGGCAUCGCCGGGCAGGAUCUGAGCGAUGGAAAUGCCACCCUCACACUCGCCCUCAUCUGGCAACUGAUGCGAGCCUACACCCUGUCCAUUCUGUCCCGCCUGGCCAACACCGGAAAUCCCAUCAUCGAGAAGGAAAUCGUCCAGUGGGUCAAUUCCAAGCUGCAGAACGCCGGCAAGAGCACCAGCCUGAGGAACUUCCAGGAUGGGUCCAUUUCCGAUGGCAAAGUCGUCAUCGAUCUAAUCGAUGCCAUCAAACCGGGCAGCAUCAAUUACGAUAAUGUCAAGGAUGGCGGAAAUGCGGAGGAAAACCUCGAGAACGCCAAGUACGCCGUUUCGAUGGCCCGCAAGAUCGGCGCCCGGGUGUACGCCCUGCCGGAGGACAUUGCCGAGGUGAAACCGAAGAUGAUCAUGACCGUGUUCGCUUGCCUGAUGGCCAUGGACUACGUGCCCAACAUGGACAGCGCGAAGAAUAAUGGAACCACCACCGCCGCCCCUGUCGUCGUUGCUUCGGUGCAAGCUCCGGUGUUCAAGGUGAGCCCUUCCAAGGUGGAAGUGGUGGAACCAGCUCCGCUUGCAGCGCCAACUGCACCAGAAGCCGACGACGUAGCAAAAACGGCGGUGGUUACCAAUGGUGGUAGCAACAGCAACGGGGCAGUUACCACCAACGGAAACGGUGCAAUCGAAACGGAAGCGUCGACGGUCGAAGUCGUGGUGGACGAGUUUGUCGAUUGAAAUGGCAAGUAAAAGGUGAAAAGAGGUUAAUUUUUUUUUGUUGCGGAAAUGCAAAAAUGCGAAAGCGCAUAUUAGUCACAAUACAUGUGUAGUUGAGGGGUGUACCGACACGGGCGAGGGGAACUAGCUAGGACCAUAAGCUAUGUUUUUUUUAGUUUUUAAAUGGAAUUUAUUUUCGCUAUCAACUUUUUGGUUUUCCAACAUGAGGAUGCAGUUUCGACAUGGGUGACACCUUGUUAAUAGUUUUCUUGUGAAGAAAACUGGCCAAACAAGCGUGUAUUCAUUAGGAUUUUCUUUGUGUAGAGUCAGCUACACAAUCUGUGUUAUCGGUUUACUUUUCUUCCAACUAUCGUGUAUUUAUAUAAACCAAUAAUUAACAUAACACGCAUUGUAUUAUAUUUUUAAAUGUUUAACAAAAAUGCAUUGUCUACUGGCCAAGGAGAAAAAAAAAUUGUUAAUUUUCUAUAUGUUUCGCUUAAAAUGUAACGGAAAAGCAAAAUUACACUACCCGUAAGCUUCCCGUUUUGCACUGUAGCUAUAUCGACUUAUUUUCGCAUAUAAAUUAUUAGGCAAAAGUGUGCCAAAAUUAAGCUAAAUUUGUCUCUGGGUCAAACACCAGAGCGCGGAAAUUGGAAGGGAAAUUAAGAAAUAAAAAGAAACAAACGAAGCAACUGCGAGUGUGCGUGUGAGUGCUUAUAUGUAGGUUAGUGUUGGAUGUGAGAGUUCGUGAUCCCCCUCCCCCUCCUUAUCCACCUGGCUUCGUCACUUGUUAUCAUUAUCAACUAUACUAUACUUAUGUAAACGUGCGUAUGUUAAAGAAAAAAAAAACAAUAUCUCAAAACUUUUCUCCGCAAUAUUGACACUCAAGAAGCGAAACACGCGUAUUCAUGCUUCUUCUGACCCCGCAAUAAAAUCGUACUAUUUUCAAACGUAAUCUAUGUUUCCAAAUAUUGUAUCUAAGUCGAUUUCUUCUUUCCUUUCGUCGCCGAUAACCGGACCGACACACAUUUAUAGCAGAACGAUUUUUCCCGUUCCCGGUUGAUGAUUGUUUUCUUAUUUUUUUUUCUGUUUGUAAAUCAAAUUUAUAAAUAUAGGUGUAACCUAUAAAGUAGCGACGUAGUGUAUCUUAAUUAAGUAAUAACUUAGCGAUCGAGGAAACAUUUUAAACACCACCCUAACAAUUAGAUCUACAAAACGAGGAAUUUUCCGCUCUGAUCAAUUGAACAAUAUACCACUGGCAAACAACCAAGUAUAACUAUUACUAGUAAUUACAGAACAAUAGCAUUUUUGGAAUUGAAGUUUUACUGCAUUUUAUGGUAUCAGCCACCAUGCGUCGCUCUCCAAUCUCCAAGCAAAGUUAAUCAGCGAAGUAUUCGAAAUCAUAAUAAAGCAUUAAUUUAAUAACUGAGCUGCCCCACUUGAAAGGAGAGCGCGAUAUACCUAAUCCAACCAAUAUCUCUGCCGCCUACCGAAAAACUGGAGACUGGGAGUGCAUAACUUUACAAAACUAGUUAUUGGCUAAAACGUAACGUAAACGUAACUAUCGAAAGGUAAUAUACCGCAACAGGCUAAAAAGUGAAUAAAUUCAAUAAAAAUAA
This is a messenger RNA of Ochlerotatus camptorhynchus, 4378 nucleotides long. RefSeq names its product plastin-2 Fim (gene Fim). Gene Ontology annotation, cellular component: cytoplasm; actin filament bundle; actin filament. Bases 621 to 2780 code for a protein of 719 amino acids. Gene Ontology annotation, biological process: actin filament network formation; actin filament bundle assembly. The record is from RefSeq and is a predicted model, not a curated record. Gene Ontology annotation, molecular function: actin filament binding; calcium ion binding. The transcript has 6 exons. Lineage: Eukaryota; Metazoa; Arthropoda; Insecta; Diptera; Culicidae.